Oryza sativa Japonica Group (Japanese rice) is the source of this 2321-nucleotide messenger RNA. Its product is annotated as endo-1,4-beta-xylanase 5. Gene Ontology annotation, biological process: carbohydrate metabolic process. Gene Ontology annotation, molecular function: hydrolase activity, hydrolyzing O-glycosyl compounds. The record is from RefSeq and is a predicted model, not a curated record. NCBI's taxonomy places the organism in Eukaryota, Viridiplantae, Streptophyta, Magnoliopsida, Poales, Poaceae.
CACAGCCACGCUAAGAUCAUUCCAGUCCAACGUAGGAAGAGCAGAUGCAUAUAUGGUCUCUUCAUCUCCUCGACCUAGCUAGCUGCUUCUGUUAACUACUGAGAGGAGUUAGCAAGCUAUAGCUAAUCAAGAGUGUGCUGGUUUUGUUCGAUUCUGCAGGUGUCCUGGGAGAGACGAUAGAUAUGAAGGUUGAUCCGAUGGGGAAACUGUUGUUCUUGCUUGCAUGGAUUACUCUCUUGCAAGGUUGCUGCAUGGUGAAAUCCUUUUCUUACGACUACUCAUCAAGCAUUGAGUGCUUGCCUGAGCCGCCGGAGCCCCAGUACGGCGGCGGCGUCGUCCGGAACGCCGACUUCAGCGCUGGCCUCCAUGGCUGGUCGGCCUUCGGGUACGGCAGCCUCGCCGAGGGCUCGUCGCCGGCGGGGAACAGGUACGCCGUGGCGACGAACCGGACGCGGCCGUACCAGAGCGUCAGCCAGAAGGUCCUCCUCCAGAACGACACGCACUACACCCUCUCAGCGUGGUUGCAGGUGAGCGACGGUGUCGCCGACGUGCGGGUGGUCGUCAAGGCCGCCGGCGACUUCAUCCACGCCGGCGGCGUCGCCGCCAAGUCCGGCUGCUGGUCCAUGCUCAAGGGCGGCCUCACCACCGUCUCCGGCGGCCGCGCCGAGAUCUACUUCGAGAGCAACGCGACGGCGGACAUAUGGGUGGACAGCGUGUCGCUGAAGCCGUUCACCAAGGAGGAGUGGAGCAACCACCGCGACGCGUCGGCGAGCACGGCGAGGAGGAAGACGGUGAGGCUCCAGGCGACGGACUCCGCCGGGAACCCGCUGCCGGGCGCCGCCGUGUCGCUGGAGAACGUCCGCAACGGCUUCCCCCUCGGCGCCGCCAUGAGCGGCGAGAUCCUGCGCAACCCGUCGUACCAGCGGUGGUUCGCGUCGCGGUUCACGGUGACCACGUUCGAGAACGAGAUGAAGUGGUACAGCACGGAGCCGGCGCCGGGGAGGGAGGACUACUCGGUGCCGGACGCGAUGCUGGAGUUCGCCAGGAGCCACGGCAUCGCGGUGCGCGGGCACAACGUGUUCUGGGACGACCCGAACCAGCAGCCGCGGUGGGUGCAGGGGCUCCCCUACCCGCAGCUGCUGGCGGCGGCGUCGCGGCGGAUCCGGUCGGUGGUGGCGAGGUACGCCGGGAAGCUCAUCGCGUGGGACGUGGUGAACGAGAACCUGCACUUCUCCUUCUUCGAGCGCCGCUUCGGGUGGGACGCUUCCACGGCGUUCUACGCGGCGGCGCGGAUGCUGGACACCGGGUCGACGCUCAUGUUCAUGAACGAGUACAACACGCUGGAGCAGCCGGGCGACAUGGCGGCGCUGCCGGCGAGGUACGUGCAGCGGCUGAAGCAGAUCAUCGGCGGGUACCCGCAGAACGGCGCCGGCAUGGCCAUCGGCCUCGAGGGCCACUUCACCGCGCCGGUCAACAUCCCCUACAUGCGCGCCGCCCUGGACACCCUCGCGCAGGCCGGCGUCCCCGUGUGGCUCACCGAGGUCGACGUCGGCGGCGGCGCGUCGCAGGCGUACUACCUGGAGGAGAUCCUCCGGGAGGCGUACGCGCACCCGGCGGUGCAGGGCGUCAUCCUGUGGGCGGCGUGGCGGCCGCAGGGCUGCUACGUCAUGUGCCUCACCGACAACGACUUCAACAACCUGCCGCAGGGCGACGUCGUCGACCGCCUCAUCACCGAGUGGAGCACGGCGCCGCGCGCCGGCACGACGGACGCCGAGGGCUUCUUCCAGGCCGAGCUCGCGCACGGCGAGUACAAGGUCACCGUCACCCACCCGUCGCUCAACACCUCCGUGUCGCAGAGCGUCAAGGUUGAAAUGGGAUCAGGGAGCCACUACUUCAUCCAGGUCUAAGCUCUAGCUCAUCACUCAUCAGCUAGACAGCUACCCGAUGAUUUCAUUCAGGGCUUUGGAAAUGAUCAUACUGGUCAUUCAUGCCCGUUAGCUGUAUCUCUUCAUAGUAUCAAGAUGCAUGUGUAGUCGAAAUUCUGCAGCUUAAAUAGCCUAAUAGUACCCAUAUUAGCCAUUCAUGAUUCAUGUACCAAUUUUACUCUGAAAAAUUGCAGCUGAAUUGAAAUGGAGCUACACAAAAGGGAAAAAUAUAGCCUAAUAGUACCCAUAUUAGCCAUUAUGCUAAACUUUUGGAGUCUCUUGUACUCAUUUCCAGUUAUUCUUUCUUUCUCGCUGAAGGAUUUCAGCAGGUUUGCUGUAGCUUGGACGGCCGAUCCUUUUCCCAUGGCCAUUAGCGUAUGAUUGUUUUUCUAUCGA